Phytophthora nicotianae INRA-310 is the source of this 762-nucleotide messenger RNA. RefSeq lists its product as hypothetical. NCBI's taxonomy places the organism in Eukaryota, Oomycota, Peronosporomycetes, Peronosporales, Peronosporaceae. The record is from RefSeq and is a predicted model, not a curated record. The coding region runs from base 1 to 762 and encodes 253 amino acids. The transcript is spliced from 4 exons. Gene Ontology annotation, molecular function: protein dimerization activity.
AUGGGCAUCCCGCUGGUCGGCUGUGCCAGCCAUCGGCUGAACCUCGCCGUUCGGACACUGCUCGAGCCGCAUGAAGCCGAUCUGGAGCAAGUCCAGUCUCUCAUGAAGCGCCUUCGGACAUUGACUCAGGCAGCCAAGCUGCGUUUGAAGACGUCUCUCAGGCCAAAGCUGCGCCAGGAGACGAGGUGGGGCUCGACCUACGCUAUGCUUGCACGCUACUUCGAUCUGCGCGAGUUUAUCAGCGCUGAUGACGAAGAUCUAGCCAGGUUGAUGCCAUCUCCUGCCGCGAACCGGCGAUUGAAAGCGCUAUUGCUCGAGUUGGCAUAUGUCGAGUCGGUUUCGAUGAAAUUACAAUCCGUGGAGCUUAACCUGUUGGAUGCGGGCGACCUACUUGACGGGCUGCUAGAGGUCAAGCCAAGCUUCCGUCGCUAUCUUGCCCCGAACGCUGACAUCGUCGCUGCUCCCCAGUUCGAGAGCGCCGUGAUCAAGCAGACCACCAUAGCUGCGACCGCGGAGACGACCAAAUUGGGGUUUGCGGACAGGAUUUUGAAGCGCAGGAAGGUUCAAGAUGACACGAACGCGUACGGCCAGCUGGAUGCCAUCCCGUCGACGUCCAAUGCAGCUGAACGGCUGUUCAGCAUGGCCCGAAUGGUGCUCCGGUGCGAGAGGAACCGUUUGUCACCGCUGAUGCUGGAGAUGCUGUUGUUUUUGAAGGUGAACAGCAAGUACUGGGACGUCACGACGGUUGAUGCAGUGAUCUAG